GGUGGCCAUCGCUGGAGACCAAUACCAGCUUCCCUAUCCCGGAGAAAGUCUAGAAGUCAAGCAGGGGUGGUGGGGCACGAGGCUGAAGAGGUUAUGGCGGGCAAGGUCACAGAGUGCUUCAGAUGCCAGUGCCUGGAGGCUGGACUCUGUCCUGAGGGUAAGGAGAUUCCCAUUUUCCAGACGAGGAAACUGAGACCCAAAGAGUAACUUGCCCAGGGUCACCUCCAACAUGCAGACCCCUGCCAUGAUGUCUCUGCUGCUCGUGUCCAUGGGCCUCAUGGAAGCACUUCAGGCCCAGAGCCACCCCAUCACACGACGAGACCUCUUCUCUCGAGAAAUGCCCCUGGACAUGGCCCUGGCCUCCUUUGACGACCAGUAUGCUGGCUGUGCCGCAGCCAUGGCGGCGGCUCUCCCGGAUCUCAACCGCACGGAGUUCCAGGCCAACAAAGUGUACGCCGAUGUCUGGGCUCAGGCAAGCAGCCAGUGGCAGGAGCGCCAGGCCUGGGGGCUCAAGUGGGGCCUCAGCCCUACCCGUCUGCCCCCGCCCACGGGCUUCCGAGAAGAGCAUGGGGUGGCCCUCCUGGCCUACACAGCUAACAGCCCCCUGCACAAAGAAUUCAACGUGGCCGUGCGCGAGGCUGGCCGCUCCCGGGCCCACUACCUCCACCACUUCUCCUUCAAGACCCUCCACUUUCUGCUGACCGAGGCCCUACAGCUGCUGGGCAGGGGCCAGCGUCCACCCCAGUGCCGCCAGGUGUUCCGAGGGGUGCAGGGCCUGCGCUUCCGGCCAGCAGGGCCCGGGGCCACCGUCAGGCUGGGGGGCUUUGCCUCUGCAUCCCUGCAGAAUGUUGCAGCCCAGCAGUUUGGGGAAGACACCUUCUUUGGCAUCUGGACCUGCCUCGGGGCCCCUAUCAAGGGCUACUCCUUCUUCCCUGGGGAGGAGGAGGUGCUGAUCCCUCCCUUCGAGACCUUCCAGGUGAUCAAUGCCAGCAGACCAGCCCAGGGCCCCGCCCGCAUCUACCUCCGGGCCCUGGGCAAGCGCAGCACAUACAACUGCGAGUACAUCAAAGACAAGCAGUGCAAGUCAGGGCCCUGCCGUCUGGAUAACUCAGCCGUGGGUCAGGGCCCCCUUUCUGCAGUCUGGUCCCUUCUACUGCUGCUCUGGUUCCUUGUUGGAGAAGCCUUUCCAGAGAGUCCAGGACUCCUCUAAUCCAUCAGCCACUGAACAGCUCUGC
Molecule: messenger RNA, 1235 nt
Organism: Balaenoptera musculus (blue whale)
Lineage: Eukaryota; Metazoa; Chordata; Mammalia; Artiodactyla; Balaenopteridae
Gene: ART1
Product: ADP-ribosyltransferase 1
Exons: 6
Coding region: 230-1210 (326 amino acids)
Molecular function (GO): NAD+ poly-ADP-ribosyltransferase activity; NAD+-protein-arginine ADP-ribosyltransferase activity
Source: RefSeq, a predicted model, not a curated record